AGAGAUGUUUUUUUUGAAUUUUUCAGUUACAAAAUGUGCUAAAUGAUUCGAUUGACUCUGUGGAUUGUCAUAUUCUGCACAAUGGGAAAAUCUGAAAUUGAGGAUCAGUACAGCCCUUUUCAAACACCAGCGACCACCGAAGACGAAUUUGUUGUUCUCGACGACGAAGAAUUAAACACAGCAGGUCUAACUAUGAGCUUGGAUCAAGAAGUUGAGGAAGAGUGGCUGGUUCCAGUAGAGGAGCAACUUUGUGGGGUACUCGAAUCCUCAAUCCCACCAGAGUACAGAUCCUUCUCCCAGUGGGUGACCUUGGACGACCCCUCUGUCUCUGCAAUAGCGACCACUGCCACCCGAGCCACUAGCUCUGUCGAACUCACAAGUCCUCUGACGUCAUCGCCCCCACUUGUCAUCUGUGCCUGUGAACAUGUUUCAUCCCCACUUGAACUGCACGACGCGAAUAAUCCGUGUCCAAAUUUGAAAUCAACCUGUGAAAAGUUGCAAGCAAGAUCGAAUGAGGAAGGCGCAAGUUCGUCUGUUGUUGGAAAAUGAUUUUGUAAAUUUGUGUCGCUAGCAUAAACUUGUUUGGAUAGUUUCAAUUACUUAGCUUUGCACUCUAAAAGUCAUUCGCUUUAUUGAAUUUUUAAUUGUAAAUUACUUUCACGAUUGUGAUAGAUACUGAUAAAUUUCAUUUAAAAAUGUUGUUUGUUGAAGAAUGCCACUUGCUUGAUCAUUAGGAGUUGAAUUAACGAAGCUUAUAGGUUGAA
Symsagittifera roscoffensis is the source of this 764-nucleotide messenger RNA. RefSeq lists its product as uncharacterized. The record is from RefSeq and is a predicted model, not a curated record. Lineage: Eukaryota; Metazoa; Xenacoelomorpha; Acoela; Convolutidae. Bases 43 to 549 code for a protein of 168 amino acids. The transcript has 2 exons.